UAUUUUUUUUUUCAUUUUUAUUCAAAAUGUCCGCUUCAACAACUCACUGCAUCCGUUGCUCUCAUCAAGCAUGUCCUUAAAAAUUCAUCGGCUGUAUCGUGUUCAAGUGUUGCCACUUAGCCCACAGAGCUGCCAGCUAGUGUUAAAAAAAUUGUGGGCGUCAGUGUUAAGUGUUUUGGCGCCUGAAGUUGUUAAUUUCGCGAAAAUUUAAUUUACAUAUUACAAUAUAUAUCCGUGAUUAUUAAGAUAUAAUUAUGUGUGCUUACCUGUCUGACCUUUGAGCAGGACUAUUCAAACGAGUAAUUGCAACGGUUUUCAUAUUUUCAUUGCAUACAAAAGUUUGGCGGUGCAACUGGAGCACCAAAGGCUCCUUGUUAGCCGUGAUCUGUGCGCAUACCCAUUCCAAACCAGAAAUAACGGAAAUAUUCCCGAUAAAUUGGCGGCUGUAUCGUGUACCGUGUGGCCAGACAGAUGACAGAGCUGCCAACUCGUGUCAAACAACAGCUGAGCGUGUGGCGCCCUUAAUUUUGCACCUUCGCAAAUCGCUGAAUUAUUUGGAUACAUUAAAAUGAACACGCUGCGGCCGUGCGGCUGCAAAGGUGUGCGCACCUGCCUCACCUGUGAGCAGGACUACCAAAUCGAUAAACCAUCACUGCAGCAGCAAUUGCAACAGUUGGAAUCCUGGUCCUAUUGUGCACAAUGUGAACGUCUAUACGCCGGCUGGGACACGCAGGCGGUGCAAGCGGCACAUCCGGAUCACAAUUUGGCCGAGAGUCUGCCACUGCCAGGCAUAUUGGUGCAGGAGCAGUUUAUCACGCGUGCAGAGGGCGCACAGCUUAUGUCCGACCUGGACGCGCUGCCCUGGGCCAUUUCACAGAGCGGUCGACGCAAACAGAAUUACGGCCCGAAAACCAACUUUAAGAAGCGUCGCCUGCAAUUGGGCGCCUUCGAGGGCUUUCCCGCUGCCACGCGCUUUGUGCAGCAACGCUUCGAGUCGGUGCCGCUGCUGCGCAACUUUCAGACUAUCGAACAAUGUUCGCUGGAGUAUGAUCCCAGCAAGGGCGCCAGCAUAGAUCCGCAUGUGGACGAUUGCUGGAUAUGGGGCGAGCGUGUGGUCACCGUCAAUUGCCUGGGCGAUGCCGUGCUCACGUUAAACCUCUACGAGGAACAGCAGGCAAACAAAUAUAAUUUGGACUUGGUCCAGCAAUACAAAGCACAGCUGCUGGCGCCGCUCUUGUCGCCGGACCAGUUGGCGGCCUACAAGGGCAAGGUGCUGCGCAUACCCAUGCCAAACCUCUCGCUGAUUGUGCUCUAUGGACCGGCGCGCUAUCAGUUCGAGCAUGCGGUGCUCCGCGAGGAUGUGGAUGAGCGACGCGUUUGCAUUGCGUACCGAGAGUUUACGCCCAUGUAUAUAGAUGGCUUGGACAAGCAGCAGGGCGAUGUGGAUCGGUAAAUAAUCUAAAAACAACCUAAGGUAUUUAUAAAUAUAUAUUUACAAACUAUACAACAAUAUGAUGCAGAACUUGCUUGAGAUAGAAGGGAAACAUUUUCUUUAAGAGAAUGUGAUUUGCGAGACAAGAAAUUGAAAACGAUUAUCUUUUAGUUUGGAUAAUUUAUGCAACAACACUUAAAUUUAUUCAAAAAUAGUUGGGACAAGGCAACAGCGCUUAAUAUCUGCUAGUACAUAGUUGUACACAAUUUGUUUUCAUAUUUUCCAUUUAUAUUGUGUGCCAAAUGGCAUUUCCAUUGUCAGCACAUUUUGGCUAAGCAAAUAAAAUCUGUUAGAUACAAUAACUGUAUCUAACUACAUUCCGUA
This is a messenger RNA of Drosophila virilis, 1816 nucleotides long. Its product is annotated as alpha-ketoglutarate-dependent dioxygenase alkB homolog 4. Gene Ontology annotation, biological process: demethylation. Gene Ontology annotation, molecular function: oxidoreductase activity; demethylase activity. The record is from RefSeq and is a predicted model, not a curated record. NCBI's taxonomy places the organism in Eukaryota, Metazoa, Arthropoda, Insecta, Diptera, Drosophilidae.